Messenger RNA from Rotaria socialis, 1629 nucleotides. The record is from the annotation of a GenBank genome assembly. Lineage: Eukaryota; Metazoa; Rotifera; Eurotatoria; Philodinida; Philodinidae.
AUGGCACUGUUCUUAUUACUGGAGAGUGAUUUAAAUCCACUCAAAUACAAUACAAGAACAACUAUUCGUGAAGAAUUACCUGAUAAUAUUUCAGUAUUAGUCAAUUGUGCUGCAACAGGUCAUUUUAAAAAUAUUCUAUCUCAUACAGAUGAUGAAUAUCAAUAUACAUUAAUUGCCAAUACACUUGCUCCAAUACUUGAGGGUGUAGGUGUGAGUGUGGCCGCAGAUAAUUUAAUUAGAAAGAAAAAAAUAACAACAACAACAACCACCACCACCACCAACAAAAACACGAUUAUGAAUACACAAGUUACAGACCGAGAAUUGACAUUAAUAUUAAUUGCAUCAAUGCUUACUAUUUUGAUUGUUUUAUUUAUUGUUGGAAAAUGGCUUAAUUUCCACUUACGUGCUUGCUGUUUCAGUCGAGCGCGUAAUAGAAAACAUCCUACAACUACUUCUAUUAGAGAACAAUCUACUCAGGAGCCUAUUGCAUCUUUUAUCGAUCUAAACACAAUUAAUCAAUCGCUAAAAAAUAAUAACGACAGCAAUGUAUGGACCCCUGCAGUUGGUUCUAUAUCGUCAUUGGCCACAAAAGAUACAAUAUACGAUGAGGCUCUCAUGCCUAAUAGUAAUAGUGCAUAUGACAUUGUAUCCUAUGCUAAUAAUAUUAAAUCAACAUUAAAAAGAACAAUAUCCUGUGAUUCCGAUAAUGAAUCCAUUCUAGCGUCAUCCAAUGACUCGCACACAACAGAAGAAAAUAUUGGACCAGGAAAAGUACAAAUAACAAUUAAUUACAAUGCGUUAGAAGAAUAUUUAGAAAUAUUAUUUAUUCAAGUUCGUGACUUGACAAUAUCGUUCGAUGAUAAAAAUGAUUUCAAACUAUUUAUCAUUGCAUGCUUAGACCAUGAUCAACGACGAAAUCAACGAACUCAGGUCGGACACAUAAUCACUUAUCAAAAAAAUCAGCCAGUAAUAUUUAAUGCAUCCAUGAGGUGGAAAGUCGUUGAUGAUCAUUUACCACGCACCGUUUUGCAUACCUCACUUUAUAUUCAACAAGAAAAUAAUGAUGAAACGUUAGUAGGUGAGUGCUCGUUUACCAUCGGUGAAGUUUAUAUUUAUCAACCGUUAACAACAUGGUUAAAUUUACAUGAUAGUGAUGAAGCAUGUUGGUAUCGUGGUGAAAUAAGUGUUUCUCUUUGUUAUCAUCCAACUGCUGAUCGUUUAACGUGCUCAUUGAUUCAAGCACGGAACUUAACAUUUUAUAAUCGCGAAUCUAUCAUCACUGAUAUGAUAUCAACAGACUGUUAUGCUACAAUCUCAUUGCUUCAUCAUCAUCAUCAUCAUCAAGUAAUAAAAAAAACUCGUACAAGUUGCCAUCAAGCAGCAGAUAGAAAUCCUGUAUUUAAUGAAACAUCUGUAUUUAAUGUUUCGAGUAAUGAUCUCCUGACUUCAUACAUACGCAUUGUUGUUUAUGAGACCGUAUCAUUUCCAUCGUCGGCAUCAACAAGAACAUUAGAGAUAGGCCAUUGUAUUAUUGGUAAUCAUGAUCGUACACAACAUGCGACUCAUUGGCAACAAAUGCUACGUGUUCUUCGGCGCCCUGUCAUCGUCUGGCAUCCACUCAAACUGUGA